Molecule: messenger RNA, 1025 nt
Organism: Lindgomyces ingoldianus
Lineage: Eukaryota; Fungi; Ascomycota; Dothideomycetes; Pleosporales; Lindgomycetaceae
Exons: 2
Source: RefSeq, a predicted model, not a curated record
UGCAUCCUGACAGUUAGUCCAGGGUACCGCGCUAAACAACUCGAAUGGAAAAAACUGAAAACGUUAAAUUUAACACGCACCUUCGUCCUCAUUCUCUAUCUUCUAGCCAUCACCUUUGUCUUCACAGCAGCGGUCUUGGAGAAUGGUCUUCAAUUGUCCUCAGCACCCGCUUGCAGUUCCGCCAUUAUCAUUUGCCUGAUCUUCUACGUUAGCAGCAAAGGAACAAUGUAUGUGUUCUUGGUCGAACGGGCACACGUCAUGCGAGCACCGUACGUGCGGCGAGUUCAGGAUUGGAUCUGGCUCGGAGGAAUUCUCAUGAUCACGAUGGGGUUUGGAAGUAUUGCAAUAUGCGCUUUCACAUGGCCGAUCGCAGAGUUGUCCCCCGACGAUGGCCGGUGCCGGAUUGGACUUCCUCUGAAAGUGGCAAUACCACUUCUCUCCUUUGAUGUCAUCAUCAACUUAGCUCUUACUGGCAUCUUCAUCUAUCUCAUGAGGUCUUUGCUACAAUUCAGCGGCAUGCCUAACUCUACCGCCACUUUAAACUCGACUACACGAGGGCUCCGCCGUAUUCUACAUAGCGCAGGGCGGCAAACAAGCCCCAGUACGCGUCCAAGGUACCGGAACUCUCUGAAACCCAUCGAGGCUCUACUGCGCAGGACAUUAAUCGGAUCGGUUCUGGUCACGCUCUCAACGAUUGGGAACCACGCUUUGCUGUAUACCCUGAAAGGGCGAGAGUUGGCUUGGUUGUGCUUGACGAUGUGUAUUUUUGAUGGUAAGAUUUCUCACCUUUCCUCCUCCAUUGAUUGGUUUUCACUCUAACGGUAUCCUGCUUAAAAAAAAGAGACUGACUGAAAAAGUGACGUGGGGGGUAUGCAUCAUACACUGGCUCACGAAUGGGUCCACUGGGGCUGAUGACAGUGCUUUGACAAUGUUAGUUGAGCCGGACUCUGCCAGCACCAGCUCUUCCAGGCCCACGAUCUCAUUAUGAUGAUGUUGACUCUUGUUUCAAGACUAAUGCGCAACCU